Messenger RNA from Baudoinia panamericana UAMH 10762, 2182 nucleotides. RefSeq lists its product as uncharacterized. Bases 211 to 1851 code for a protein of 546 amino acids. The record is from RefSeq and is a predicted model, not a curated record. The transcript has a single exon. Lineage: Eukaryota; Fungi; Ascomycota; Dothideomycetes; Mycosphaerellales; Teratosphaeriaceae.
UUCGAAUAUUGAAACGAAUGGACUGCAUUAGUCGAACAGUCACGAGAUGCAAGGUGAACGGGGUGAGUCAGCGGGGCCUUCCGCCACAGCCUCCACCUAUCAUCGGCGUAACGUUCCCCGCAUAUGAGACGGAGCUUCAUAGCGUAGGGCAACGACGCGACCGCAUCAAUUUGACCUAUUGGAGUACCAUUGUAGGAUCCAUUUGUGACGAUGGGUCGCGCAGAAGAUAGCAGCGGGCGCGACCGGGGUGCUGUCUCACCCACAGUGUCGUCGCCACAACCUAUCGAUGCGGCUGAUUGCGGCUUUCCGCUUGACGUCUUUCGUCAAAUGGAAGCUGGCCACAAGAAGUUCCUUCGUGAGCUUGAGGAAGAUGGCAGGCGUUCGCAGGAACAAGAUCACAGACCAUCCGCGCUAAACCGAAGCUUCUUCGUGACGUUCAAAGACUUUGUCGACAAUACAGCAAGCAGCCUGGCCGACAGCUUCCGAAGCUUUCCCACGAACGUGGCCGAGUUAAAAGCAGCUAUGCAAGCCGACCGUGAGCGUAGGAGGCAAGAUGUGAAGGAAAUGUGGUGGCGGUGGACGGGUCUUGAUCUGUCGCCGGAUCAUUGUCAGAUGCUUCGCGAUCGUGCAUCGCCUGGUGUGCAGCAGGAGGCCAAAGAGGCGACACUGAUGCUGCUGAAGGAGGCGCGCAGGAAGAAUGCGCACGUAUCUCAGGAGAAAGUUGCUGCCUUGUACCGAGACACUACGGCCUUCGGGAGUCUUUUCGACCAUUCCAGCCCGAUGCUAUCCCCGGGCGGCGCAUGCUACUAUCAAUCAGACAGCGGCUACAACGCACCAUCCACGGCGAUUUGGAGGGCUGGACGACCAGAUCAUCCGUGGCUUAGCACUGACUGGUUCAAGUGGAGCUCAUAUUCUCCCGUCCACUUGCAGUGCCCUCUUUCUAUCGGCCACGCGGACGAAUCUUCAUCGACAUCCUCAAUGAAAUGGCGAGCGGCUUUUGAGGAUCUGCUGCUCGCUACCCUGGACAAGCCGCUGGAAGGGCUUGAGCGGAUUGGGUAUCGGCCUCCGCAUGGACGCCUCACUUCUAACUUACGCGGUCCAGGGCUCGACUGGAUGCUGAGUUUACAAUGCAGAGGUAUCUUGCCGCCGCAGCUACCAUCCUAUUGGAACAGCUUUAGUCGUAACGGCAUACAUCAUGCGCUCACAGAUCACUAUCUGGAGUCAGAAAUGAAGCCGAACUUAUGGGGCCGCUCGGAUAUGCAAAGGCUUCUUGAGGAAGUCGCGACGCCGUCUCUGCCGGUGGAACCAUCUCCACCUGUGACUGAGCUGGACUUCCAGGAGCAUUUAGACUCCCUUGGCACGACGGAGGCGAACAGAUGCCGGCAGCCACGAUCGGACGCUGUGAAGUUGCCGCCACAGUUUCCAUCUGCCGUGGACCGUCCGGACGAUCUGGACAAUGAGUAUAGUCGUUACCAGGAAACAGAGCGUAUGCAAAAUCGAAGUGAGCGUUUCUUGCAGGAAAGCGAGGCGCUGCAGCUAGAUGCGCCCAAGUUUUCACCGCAACCGUCUCUGCCGCCUAGUUUCGUUGAGAACACCUCCUCUAGCAGUCUUGCAACCGAGCAGCCUCCAGCGAAGGUUGAUGUCUUGUCUUCGCUCACGACGACACAGACGACACGAUACCCGGAUGGCACUGUGACCAGCAAGGUCGUGCUGAAGCAACGUUUCGCAGACGGGCGGGAAGAGACCUCUGAGAAGGUGCACACAUAUCAGGAGUCUUCCCGGCCGCAAGACUUGGUCACCCAGCCUGAGACGGCGAAGUCAAGCGAGAAGGGUGGCUGGUUCUGGUCCUGAGGUGGCUGGUUCUGGUCUUGAGGUGGCUGCAGGCUUUGACGACAAUGACGCAAGCUAAAAGGUAAUGGUGUUUGGGACUAUUUUGUGCCUCAUUGAUUACAACGACGAGUGCAGGCUCAGGACGCACUCUCCUGCUAUGCCCCGAGACCCCACACAAGCUGCUCACGUGCCUUCAUGUACCCCAGUCACUAGUUAAAUCUUGAUGGUAGGAAGGCGGGGAGAGCUCUAGUUCGGGAGCUCAGCUGUCGCGUGACGAUGGAUCACAAUGGAAUAUACACCACUCCUCUGAAUGAUUUGCAGUUUCCUGCUCCUCUUAGUGACAAGACCUUGG